AUGUCUCUGAUGAGUGAUCUCUCAAGGUUUCCGUCGAUUCCCGGAAUGGUUCCAACCAGAAGGGUCAACCUCAGGUUGCAAGCUGGUAUUGCAACCAUAAAAUGCAAGUCUGCUGAUUCGGGAGAAAUCAAAGGGGCAAAGUACCUCCUGCGCGAGGCUAAAAAACAGUUGGACAAGGCUGAAAAGGAAUUGAUGAGGAAGCGAAAAAUGACCGAUGAUCUUUCCCUUAAGGAUUACGAUUGGGACCAAUGCCUUAAAAAAAUGGUGGAGAAGCCCCAAGGCGAGGUGGAAAAGUACAAAAAAAAAGUGCAAGCACAAAUUGAUAGGUUGGCUAAGUUAGGAAUCGAUGUCUCAGGCUCAUAG
Messenger RNA from Oldenlandia corymbosa var. corymbosa, 363 nucleotides. The record is from the annotation of a GenBank genome assembly. NCBI's taxonomy places the organism in Eukaryota, Viridiplantae, Streptophyta, Magnoliopsida, Gentianales, Rubiaceae.